Messenger RNA from Alternaria atra, 885 nucleotides. RefSeq lists its product as uncharacterized. The coding region runs from base 1 to 885 and encodes 294 amino acids. The record is from RefSeq and is a predicted model, not a curated record. The transcript has a single exon. NCBI's taxonomy places the organism in Eukaryota, Fungi, Ascomycota, Dothideomycetes, Pleosporales, Pleosporaceae.
AUGUGUGCCAAAGACACCUCCCCAUCGCCAUCUCCAUCUCCAUCUGCAACAUCAACCGCAAACGCAACGCCUUCCUCCACCAGCCCAGCCUCUGCAUCCCAAACUUCUGAUUGUUCAGUAACCGCACCCCUCCAAACAAAGCAAGGCUUCGACGGCAAAUCAUUUGCAGCCGGUUUCUUCCCUGGCAUAGUAAUCGGCGCCCUCAGCACCCUAGCCCUGAUCUGGAUCAUCAAGAAAAGACGCGAAUCUCAGUCCAAAGAGCGCUACUCCGGCGACUUUGGCCACGUAGCCCGUCAAAUCAGCGAUCCCAUCUACGACCCCCAACAUGCCGCACGAACAGACUUCAUGCGCCGGGGCAGCCACUCCGCCCACUCUUCUCCCAACUCAACAGAUCGAAUCGUCCAGGGCAUGAAGGAAACAAACGCCAACCCGCCCGUCCACGGCUUCACCCCCAGAAUCAAAAGCAUGUGGGACCGCACUCCCAAACUAAACUUUGGCUUCACCGGCGGUCUCCCAUCGAACCCUGCCCCUCCUGUCCGCGCAGGAAACUACACAAAUCCCUACCAGACCCCGCCUCCGAAACCGAAACGCAUUCACUCUGCCAGUCGGCGCACGAGUUCCCUACGUACAAGUACACAGACAUUCAAUACACUACAACCAGAACAACAUCGUCCGAAUGUAGUACGAAGCGGCAGCUCAGAGACUAUCGACGUCUUGAUGCCAGCACCGAGUUUCCUGGCACCCCCACAGGCACCGGGUAUGCGGCGCGAUAAUCGCUAUACGACGGAUUCGGCCAACACAACUUUUACCAAACUCAUGGAGAGGGCGGGGUUUGAUGAGGGUGCUCAGCAGGAGGUCAAGGCGUGGAGGACGCCUCGAGCGUAG